Molecule: messenger RNA, 1805 nt
Organism: Entelurus aequoreus (snake pipefish)
Lineage: Eukaryota; Metazoa; Chordata; Actinopteri; Syngnathiformes; Syngnathidae
Product: solute carrier family 22 member 4-like
Exons: 12
Coding region: 1-1653 (550 amino acids)
Biological process (GO): transmembrane transport
Cellular component (GO): membrane
Molecular function (GO): transmembrane transporter activity
Source: RefSeq, a predicted model, not a curated record
AUGAGGAGUUACCCACAAUGCAUUGCCUUUCUGGGACAGUUCGGACGCUUCCAGCAGAUUGUUUUCUUCCUGCUAUGCAUCAGCAUCGUGCCCAACGGCUUCGGCGCCUUCACGCUGAUCUUCCUGGCGGACACGCCGAGCCACCACUGCCGGGUUCCGGACGUCAACCUCACCGAGAACUGGCGCGGCGCUAUCAUCCCGGUCCGGGUGGUUGACGGCAAGACGCAGCGCAGCAGUUGCAGCCGGUACCGCAUGGAUGUGGUCCGGAACCUUUCGGAUCUGGGAUACAGUCCGGAUCAGGACGUAAACCUCACCACCCUGGAGGAGGAGACGUGUAAGGACGGCUGGAUCUAUAGCAAGGACAUCUACCAGUCCACCAUCGUCACUGAGUUCGACCUGGUGUGCGACCAAAAGUGGAAGAAGCCGUUCACCACCACCAUCUUUUUUGUGGGAGUCCUGAUCGGAUCCUUCUUCGCCGGACAGCUCUCAGACAAAUGCGGAAGGAAACCCAUCCUCUUCGUCACUUUGGCUCUCCAGACCAUCUUCGCCUUCAUUCAAGUCUUUUCCGUGUCCUGGGUGAUGUUCACCAUCCUCCUGGUCAUCAACGGUUUGGGACAGAUGUCCAACUAUAUGGCCGCUCUGGUCCUAGGAGCAGAGAUCUUAACAGGCAACGUUCGCCUGCUGUAUUCAUCGUUGGGAACUUGCUCCGGAUUCGCCGUAGGCUACAUGCUGCUGCCGGUUUGUGCCUACUUUGUGAGGGACUGGAAAAAUCUCCUGCUGGUGCUGUCCGUGCCCUGUCUGGCCUUCUUCCCUUUCUGGUGGUUCAUCCCGGAGUCUCCUCGGUGGCUUCUCUGCCAGGACCGGGUCGAAGAGGCGGAGGCCAUCAUAAGGAAGGCGGCCAAAAUCAACAAGGUUCAGGCCCCUGGUGUCAUCUUCGAAGGCUAUGUGGCCAAGGCCACGACGGACCCCAAAGAGCCACACAGCAUCUUGGACCUGGUCAGGAACAGCAACAUUGCUUUCAUGACGGUCAUUCUCUGCUACGUGACCUUCACCAUGUCGGCAGGAUACUACGGCAUCUCCUUCAACACCACGCAGCUCCACGACAACACCUACCUCAGCUGCUUCAUCUCCGGCGCCGUGGAGCUGCCGGCGUACGUCUCCAGCUGGCUGGCGCUGCGCUACGUCUCGCGGAGGCUGUCCGUCAUCGGCACCUUGGUGCUCGCCGCCUUAAAGGCCUACUUCAUGCAGCUGGUGCCUGAAGGUUAUUCCAGCCUGUCUUUCCUGUUGGAAAUGGUGGGCAAGUACGCCAUCACCACGGGUUUCGGCCUGAUGUUCGCCUACACCACCGAGCUUUACCCGACGGCGCUGCGGAAUACGGCGACCGGAAUAUGCAACACGGUGGCACAGAUAGGCAGCUGCAUCACGCCUUACCUGCUGGAGCUGAGGUCCUACGCCAAGUUUCUUCCGUACAUCGUCUUGGGAAGUUUGGCGGUUUUGGCCGCCCUCGCCACCAUUCUCCUUCCUGAGAGUUUUGGGCGACCUCUUCCUGACAGCAUGCAGGACAUACGCAAGAGGGAACGCAUCAAGUGCCCCUGCAUGCCGCAAGCUGAGUCUCCUGUGACUGUGGUACUUAUGGACAAUGCCAAAGCAUGAAAUGUAACGUACACACUACUGUAGGGGUGUAACGGUACGCCAUCAAAACGCCUGCGUUAAUUUUUUGCGACAGUCACAACAAGCAUAGCAAGCAAGCAAAAUAGAAAACUGCAUAGCUUUUGUGCAAACUUUUUUUUUUUUAAAGCAAACCA